UCGAUCCACACAUUUUAUACCUUUAUUGCUAGUUUGCCUUUCACUAUAAUUAAUAUUUAUUUCCAUCAUUAGUGCUCUAAGAGACAGAAAUAUGCCAUGAAAACCUAUUUACAAGACAAUAUUGAGUAGGUUUACCUGUAAAAUUGAAUAUCAUUGACAGUUAAUAAGUCAGAUGUCAUUUAAUGGAUCUUGGAUCAACUGAAUGAAUACUUUCAUAUUAUUAAUAUCCCUUUAAAUCACACACACAACCCCUUACAUACUGUUCGGGUCACACUUGACUCCUUUAGAAAUUUUAAAGUAAUAAAAACACCCUAAAUUUCACGACUUUUCCUCAUGUGACCCAGAAUAUACAAAAAUGGAAAUAUUUCAAAAUUAUUUUAUUUUUGUGCAGCUAGUAUAAAUAUUAGUACAUAGCGGGUGCUCCGGGUCAAAUUUGACCUGCAUGUAUUCAAAUGGAUUUUAAAGUCACCAGAGGGGGUCAAAUCAAGGUAAAGGGUGGUUAUGUGCAAUCUUGAAACUAAAGGUUGGCAUGUGUGUGUAUUUCUGUCAUUGGGACAGUGGUGACAGAGCUCAACGAGACCAUGACACUGUCAUGAGAGCUGCACCAUAUUGCUAUACUUGCCAGUGGUCCUACCCAGAUGGGCAUCUGCACCUGCAAACACGCCUGUACAAAAUAACAAAUCAAACCCCUCAUCACCUAGGCAACCAACUUAGUGGUUACCCUACAUACAGUAGUCCUCCCUGUAGUGGAGGGCAGCUUUCAUACGAAAUAUAAAAAGUACCUGAGCCUCUAGUUCACCAAUUUGGUGGAAGGGAAGGAGUGAUUUGGUGGAUGUGUCAUUCAAAGAUGAAAAAGGAGACAGUGAGUUGAAGAGAAAUUAUUAGAAGAAGAGGUCAACAUAGGAUAUAGAAAAUGGAAGAAAGGCCCUUCUGACUUUUCUCAUGCAAAGGCGGCGCCACCUUCCCCACAAAGCAGCCACAGCAGCCGCAGCAACACAGUAGGCUGAAGCUUACCCUCAUCAGUUUGCAGCCCCACAGUCAUGUUCACAAGCGAACAAAAGAGAAGGAGAUGCAACUUCUGCAUAACAAAAAGGACUAAAAGUACUGUUACUUUGCAGUUUGGUUGAAAUUUGCAAACCAAUGCGAGUUGAUUGUGCACAAUUAUUAUUAUUAUUGUUAUUAUAUUUACAUACAUACACAUACAUUUACACACAUAUAUGCAUGUAUAUACACAAUAAAGGAAUGAAAGACGAAAAAUAUAAAAACUCAAUGAAAGAAAGAAUCAAACUCACUAAAAUCAGCUGUUAGGAGUUAAAGGCAGUGACAGAGUCAGCUGGACUCUGGAACAGUUACAAGACCCAGACUGGCAAACCUGAGGGGCCUGUUUAGACAGUAUGGUGUGAGGAGCUCAGUUAUAUACUCCAGCGCCAGAUCAUUCAGAGCCUUGUAUGUGAUUAAAAGAACUUUAAAAUUGAUUCUAAAAGAUACUGGAAGCCAAUGCAGUGAAGCCAAGAUUGGUGUGAUGUGUGAGAAUUGCUUUGUUUUGGUCAAUAGUGUAGCUGCUGAACUUUGAACAGUUUGGAGCUGCUCCACAGCUUGAUUGGUCAGACGUGCCCUGUUUCUUCUGCUCUCACUUCCACCAGACUUCAGGGACAAUAACAACACUCAGCAGGUGCAUGCUCUCUCAAGGGGAUUCAGGACUGCUCCUCUUAGAAAUGAUCUGAGAAACAGAAGGUAGUGAGUCGUGUUUGCUGUGGUGGAUGUCUGUCCAUUGCAGCCUCUCCUCAUCAUGGCAUCAGCUCUGCCGGUGUGCUACCACGGUGCUAUGACGAAAAAGGAGUGUGAAGACCUGCUGGGAAAGAAGAAUAAGGAUGGAGCUUACCUGAUCCGAGACAGCGAGACCAUCCAGGGAGCCAUGUGUCUGUGUGUCUAUAAACAGAAAGUGGUGUAUACCUACAGACUACUUCAGGCACACACCGGACAGUAUACUCUCCUGUCAGCAGGAGGUGUGCAGGAGACAUUUUUUAAGAACUUGGAUGAUCUCAUCCGUCAUUAUAAGAGGAGGAAUCAGGGCCUGGCAAUGCACCUACGCCACUCUGUCAAAAGGAAGACGGCCAUGGUGAUCCGACCCCCAAGACCACCUGAAGAAGAACCUGACUAUGAGAAUACUCCUGAUUACGUCGAAGUCUUACCUCCCUGAACUCCACAAACUGUGACAUUUUAACAGUCAACGUUGAACGUCGAAUAUACCAAGAGAGUGCUGAUGACAUGUUGGGGAAAAGACUGAACUAUGGAUCUUAAAAAAUGGACAAUAGGUUCUCAGACUGGAUAAUUUUUGGACUACCAAAGACUUUUAUCUCAAAAAAUGGACAUCUGCUUCCUGUAACUGCAAUGACUCUCUUUUUGUUCAAUUUUCUUGUAAUGAUUGGUCUUUUACUCUCUUGUAUUAACUUUUCUGCAAUUUUGCUUGUAUAUACUGUGAUUCUGUUUAACUCAUGGGCAGUUGCUAUCGUAUCAAAAUGGAAAUGAUCACAAGACUCUGAUAAGAUACUAAAAUGAGCACAAAUAAGGAUAUACCCCAGAUUCAUAAGACAGUAGAAUAUAUUUAAAAACUGUGUGUUCUCAGCUGAUCAUUUGAACAUAAUACAUCCAGAAUUAUAUGCACGUAGAAACUCUUGACCUAUCAAACGAAGGCCUCGGUGCACCAAAAUCUACAUAUUUAGGAUAAGAUCUUCCAUCCAGUCAUCCAGUUUAAGGACAGUUUCAUCAUUUCUCAGCAAUGGCUUUAUUAAAAUGUCAUUUGCUAUCAUUUACAGUCACCCGGAGCACAACGUGACUUUUGUUCUAGCGCUGAGAAACUAACCACUCUGACCACUUGCAGCUUCUAACAGAGCUUUAACAGUUAGGUCAAAACAGGAAACUAACAGAAGAGUGACACUGUACUCAUGAGACAUUCUCAUACUUUGCUUUCCAACAGGUUUUACUGACUUUUUAUUAAAGCAGCAGAAGCAAUACAUGGCGCAAAAUGAAAGAAUAAGUCUGGUGAUAUUCUGUAUUUUUCUACUCUAUCUGCUGAGCUCCAAACUCAUUGGUUCCCACUGAAGACGUAAAUAUUUAAAUGCAGCUCACAGAUAUAUUGUUUCAUGUUUAAAAAAAAAAUUAUAGCAAAUAUUACUAAUCAAGUGUAAAUAGUGCAUUUGUUGGGGACUAUAUUCAGUAGUGGAUGAACCCACAUUUGGUGCGCUAUUUCUGGCAGCAGGAUGGUAUGUGUGUGUGUGUGUAGGGGGGAGGAUUGAGUCACUAUAAACUACAGUGUGUGU
Messenger RNA from Thunnus maccoyii (southern bluefin tuna), 3320 nucleotides. RefSeq lists its product as uncharacterized. Lineage: Eukaryota; Metazoa; Chordata; Actinopteri; Scombriformes; Scombridae. The coding region runs from base 1790 to 2200 and encodes 136 amino acids. The record is from RefSeq and is a predicted model, not a curated record. The transcript has 5 exons.